AUGACAUCUCCACAGAGCACACCCCAUCAAUCAGAAAGACCAAAUCAUUCUGGGCUUCUUAGGAGUAUAAAAAGAAGUGCAAAUUCAGUCGGCCGUAGAGUAAAGAAUACAUCUAAAGCAACACUUAAAUUAGCACUAGCCCCUGUUAAGAUAGUGAUAAAUAUGUGCUCUAUGUGCUCUACAAGUACUCUAAUUGCCUCAUCAGAGGAUGAAAUUAUUUCUAUUUCUAUUCCCAGUAUAAGGCAGAGACAGUCAAAUCGAAGUGGUUUAAAUUCGGGUUAUUCGGGUUCUGCAGCCACUGUACAAAUCCCAUCUAAUCAGAACCCAUCUGAACUGAAUCGUAAAUCAAAUGAGCUACCUUCACUAAUUAAAGAACCAUCUGAGCAUCAGAAACCACAAGCCGUAAGUGAACUGUCUCCUAUUACAGAAGAAACAAAAAUAUUCAAGACAAACCAAGAUAUCCCCAUGACAUUCUUACUUACAGAGUUUAUUAGGGAAAUUAUAGACAUUGUUAAAAACACUGCGUAUAUGAAAUGUUCGUCAUAUUCUCCCCUUCUUAUAUUCUUCUACCUUAAACAGAAUAGAAAUCAUUUACACGAGCAGUGGAGAACAACUAUUUCAAGAAAUAUUGAAUUUCACGUAUCCACUGCUGAUCCUAAUCCUGUUGAUAUGCACAGAGAUGUAAUUGAAUUUCUUGUGGCAGAAGCCCUUUCACCGUGCCCUAUAAUGAACUACUGGUUAUUACGCACUGAAUCAUUCCAGGAUGCGUAUGCUGAAUUAUACUACUCCGUAAUAAACACAUUAUUCCAAGAGAAUAAAAAUAAUACGCGUACAGAAAAAAUAAUCACACUUUACUGCCAAGUACUCAGGUAUGUAAAAGACCUUAUUACGUACGCCAUACAAGAUUUAAAAGAAGGGUCACCGUGUGAGUGUACUGAAUCUCAUUUAUUCACAGAUCUUUUAUUCAAUCUGAGGAAGUCUGUGGGGGUAUCUUCUUUUUUAGCUGCUGAGCAUACUCUGUCGGAUAAGGAUGUAAGUGCAUAUGAUGAAACAGAGGAUGUAUACGUAUCUUCUGAUGAUAAACCAUUUGGUAAUUCGAAUGAAGUUCCUGAUCCAGGUGCGAUACUUGAGAAUUUAAUGACGAGUCCUCUUUUCCAGAAACUCCGUGCAAAGAAUAUUUUAGAUGGGACCAUUCAGGAAACAUCCUCAGGCGUACUUAGUCCAGAGGAGAAAAAACAGUUAGACUCAUCUAUUUCGUAUGUAAUGCGGAUGGGUACUCCCACACCAAUUGUAAAAUGUGUAUCCCCUAAAAACAAUUAGGGUUAUACUUAGUCAUUACUUGACUAUUUACUGUAUACACUGCUAAUUACAAUAAUAAAUUACUUUCGGGU
Messenger RNA from Nematocida parisii ERTm1, 1391 nucleotides. RefSeq lists its product as uncharacterized. NCBI's taxonomy places the organism in Eukaryota, Fungi, Microsporidia. The record is from RefSeq and is a predicted model, not a curated record. The transcript has a single exon. The coding region runs from base 1 to 1320 and encodes 439 amino acids.